Messenger RNA from Gekko japonicus, 494 nucleotides. RefSeq names its product chromosome unknown open reading frame, human C17orf98 (gene SPMAP1). The record is from RefSeq and is a predicted model, not a curated record. The coding region runs from base 1 to 465 and encodes 154 amino acids. Lineage: Eukaryota; Metazoa; Chordata; Lepidosauria; Squamata; Gekkonidae. The transcript is spliced from 3 exons.
AUGGCUUGUGUGACACGGCGAUGCCUUCAGAGGCAGAAGGAGUUCAUUCUGGACGGGGUGGCAGUGGACACCAUUGGCAGCAGCUAUAACAACAUCCUCCCUAAACUCUGGUCGGCACUGCCUCCUUAUAAUGCUCAACUGGACAUGCAUUCUGCCAGCUACUUCUCAUCCCCAAUGGUCAAGUCAGUGUUGAGAAAAACAGACCAGACCCGUGGAGGGACUUCCAGGGAUGGCUGGAUAGUGGAUUAUUUCCAUAUUUAUGGGCCAGGCCAGAGGUACUUGAACAGGAGGAAUUGGUCAGGAGCAGGUCACUCUCUACAACAAGUGGCUGGCCACCAUUUGUACCUGUCCGACGCAAAGCCUAUCAGAGGGUUCAACGGGCGCUAUGGCUACCGUCGCAACACCCCCGAUCUCCGUACCCGUUCCUCUUGCUUCGGAGAAGUCACCUGUCUCUCCCUCUACUGAACAGCACAAAAUGCAUUCCCCCACAUCUU